This is a messenger RNA of Cavia porcellus (domestic guinea pig), 3391 nucleotides long. Its product is annotated as 24-hydroxycholesterol 7-alpha-hydroxylase. The coding region runs from base 1027 to 2514 and encodes 495 amino acids. Gene Ontology annotation, molecular function: heme binding; iron ion binding; steroid 7-alpha-hydroxylase activity. The record is from RefSeq and is a predicted model, not a curated record. The transcript is spliced from 13 exons. Gene Ontology annotation, biological process: bile acid biosynthetic process; cholesterol homeostasis. Lineage: Eukaryota; Metazoa; Chordata; Mammalia; Rodentia; Caviidae.
CCUGGGCGUCGCCGCGGUAGCCGCGCUCCUGGCGGGAGUCGCGCUGCUCGUAGUCCUGAGGCGCAGAGGCUCGCGCCGACCCCCAUGCGCCACGGGCUGGAUCCCCUGGGUCGGCGCGGGGCUGCGGUUCGGGAAGGCCCCACUGGAGUUCAUCGAGCAGGCUCGGGCCCGGUUGUUGCAGUGGGUUUUACCUAGCAGCCUUGAUGGAAAAUUGCAUCUAAAUGGCAGUUAUGAAAGACACAGUUGACGCACUUUGAACUUUCAAGAAAUGACUCCUAAAAUUCUGUCAUAAGCUGUCAUCUUCAGCUUUUUCUGGCCAUGGAGAAGGGAGAGAAAAGAAAAUUUUGAUGACCACAGAAGUUUCCCCUUUUGUUUUUAUUAAUCUCUGUUUUUGUAUGUGUACAGAGAAUGAAAUUCAGGACCUCAAGCUUGCCAGGCAGGCACUGUGCUGCUGAGCUGUGUCCUUGGCCUCUUAAAUGUAUUAUGAGUUCACAGAGUUUAAAAAAAUGUUAAAUAUAACAAACUGAGUGAAAAAUCUCUCUGACCUUUCUUCUUCCACUCAGUUCUUAUUCUUCAUCUCUAACCUUGAUAGCACAGUGAUUCAUUACAUAUCCUUUUAUCUUUUCUUGAACCCUAUACAAGCAAAUUCAUUUAUAGAUUUUUAUUUUUCAUCUUUUAUAAGCAGACUGUAUCAUACCAUUCACAUUGUUCUUGUGUCAAAAAUGCUGAACCCUUCAUACCUUCAUACUAUUAGAACUCCUAAUUCUCUUUUCUUUUUAAAUGCAUGGAUUAUUACUUAACAGGUUUCUAGAUUAAUAAAUGUUUGGUAGUCAGAUUUCUCAAAUAACCCAUAGCAGCUCCCACCUGCUGCUGCCUAUUCCUUUUGCAGUUACCUCCCCCUGGAUGUUGGCAGAUCCCAAGAACUCACCUGAAAACUCACUCACUGAUGAAUCUAAUGGCGUAGGUGCCAUUUGGAUGGAAGACCCUGUCACCUGCCCCACUUGCAGACUCUAAUCACAGACUGCCAUGUUGGGGGGCCUGAACAGAGAGACCUCAGUCUUCAACAGCAGAGAGCUAAGACCUUUAGUGGCCUGUGAAAAACCAAAUCCUGCACCCACCACAUCAACCUGGCAUGGCUCCUACUCGUUGACCUUUAAGAUGCCUGGGGUCCAGUCUUUAUAUGGGCCAGUAUUUACAAUCUUUGCCAUGGGGAACCGAAUGACCUUUGUUACUGAAGAAGAAGGAAUCAAUGUAUUUCUCAAAUCCAAAGAAGUAAACUUUGAAUUAGCAGUACAAAAUCCUGUCUACCAUACAGCAUCAGUUCCAAAGAAUAUCUUUCUAACACUGCAUGAAAAACUCUAUAUUACAAUGAAAGGGAAAAUGGGGACUUUCAACAUGUGUCAGUUUACAGAGCAACUGAAUGAAGAAUUCCAUGAACAAUUAGAAGAUUUAGGCCCUCAUGGGACAAUGGACCUGAUCGGUUUAGUAAGGCGUCUCCUCUAUCCCGUCACAGUGAACGUGCUUUUUAAGAAAGGCAUGUUUCCCUCACACAAGAGGGAAACUGAGGUCUUCUGCCAGCAUUUUCAAACUUACGAUGAGGGUUUUGAGUACGGAUCCCAGAUGCCAGAGUGGCUACUGAGAAACUGGUCAAAAUCCAAAAGGUGGCUCCUAGCACUAUUUGAGGAAAGCAUUCCAGAUAUAAAAGCAUACAAACCUAAAAAGGCUGAUUCUGUGACGUUAAUGCAGGCUGUGCUGGAGGUGGUAGAGGGGGAAGCAGAUGGGCACGGUGCGAACUACGGGCUCCUGAUGCUGUGGGCCUCUCUGUCGAAUGCUGUUCCUAUUACCUUUUGGACCCUCGCAUUCAUCCUGUCCCACGCCGACAUCCACAGGACCAUUAUGGAAGGCAUCACUUCUGUGCUGGGUGGAGCAGGUAAAGAGAAGAUCAGAGUGUCGGAGGAUAUACUGAAGAAGCUCUUGCUGAUUAAAUGGUGUAUUUUGGAAGCCAUUCGUUUAAGAGCCCCCGGUGUCAUAACUAGGAAAGUAGUAAAGCCAGUGAGAAUUUUGAAUUACAUCGUUCCAUCUGGUGACUUGUUGAUGUUGUCUCCAUUUUGGCUGCAUAGGAACCCAAAGUAUUUUCCUGAGCCUGAAUCAUUCAAACCUGAACGUUGGAAAGAGGCAAAUUUAGAGAAGCACACGUUCUUAGACUGUUACAUGGCAUUUGGAGGCGGGAAGUUCCAGUGUCCUGGAAGGUGGUUUGCUCUAUUAGAGAUUCAAAUAUGUAUUAUCUUAAUACUUUAUAAAUACGAUUGCUGUCUUCUGGACCCAUUACCAAAGCAGGAAGCAAUCAGGAGACGCUACAAAGCAUGGAGACUCCUGACUGACAGCAGUCCUGUUCCUGGGGUGGGGGUGGCGCAUAUCCUGAAUGCUCCUGAAACAGCUUCCAGCUCACACAGGGGCCUUGCACUUGUUCAGUUGUGUUCCAUUUUCUCUUUCUUUUGGGCUAUGGAUCCUUAGGAGAUCUCAGUACUUACAGAUUUCUUUCUAGAAAAGAGCCUAUUUUUUCACAUGAUUUUGGAUCCAGUCUGAGUGGCCCCCUGGGCACCCUGCAGCUCGUUGUAUCAGCUCCCCCAAUUCUCCUGCUAAGGAGUCCAAUGGGGCCCUACCACCUUCAGACCUAGAAACAGACUGAUCAUCUACCUUGGAUCAGCCCCAACUUUCAUCCACAGAAUAGGUUGAGAUUUUUUUGUACUGGGGGUCAAAUUCACAACCUCACACUUGCCAGGCAGGCACUUUUACCACUGAGCUUGGGUUGCUUUCCUUUUUCAAACCCCUAAUCCUUAAAAAAAAAUUUUCAUUCUUUGCAAUACUUCUUCCCUUCACCCCCACAGAUUCACACCUUGUUCAUAGCUAGGGAGAAAAAUCACAUUUGAACCCCCCUAAAAAAUGUGUUUUUGGAAAAUGAUGAUCACAAGUACACCGUGCCAGUGUUUCACACCCCUGACUCCAGGUGGCUCUUAAACACCUAAGACAUGUGACAUUGUGACCUCAGCCCCUGUUCACAAGUGAGGUGUCACAGCCUUGGAGUCUGAUUUACCACGACCUCUUUAAUCAGAUAAAGAGAAGACAGCAGGCCAGUCCACAGGCGCCGGGGCGCGGGUGGGUCCAAGAAGAGGCUGUUAGAAUCAGAGGCAGUACUCUCCUUCUCCCUGUCUUGAAAGGAAUCUGAGUACAUGUUUUGUUCUUAUCUCAGAGAGUACAACUCGGUUUUCAUCCAUGAGGAUGCUUCCCGAACCUACACCCUGUACUUUCUAGAGAAAAUCCUGGGGGAGUGAACCUAGGGCCAGAGUAAUUGGCUUCUGUCUCUUCAUGUCUGUAUCUCCUGCAUUUCUGC